Gadus morhua (Atlantic cod) is the source of this 3958-nucleotide messenger RNA. It is a transcript of the gene prom2, whose product is annotated as prominin 2. The record is from RefSeq and is a predicted model, not a curated record. The transcript has 24 exons. Gene Ontology annotation, cellular component: prominosome; cell surface; cilium. Lineage: Eukaryota; Metazoa; Chordata; Actinopteri; Gadiformes; Gadidae. Bases 411 to 2894 code for a protein of 827 amino acids. Gene Ontology annotation, molecular function: cholesterol binding.
CUUCCCUCCCUCUGCCCUCCACUAGCUUGUGUUUCUACUGCCGGCAGAGGCAGCCCUCCAGACUUCCACUCUACGGUGUGUGUAGUGUGUCUGUGUGUGGUGUAUGUGUGUGUGUGUGUGGAUAGGGGUUAAGCCAUCAUACACCUGUUUGGACCCAAAGCUCACCCACUUGAGGCUGGCCUUAAAGAGGCCCCACCACAGGAGUCUGUUCUGGAGCCCUCGGUCCCUCGCAGAGUGGUGCAACUGCUCGAGAAGAAGAAGGAAGAAAGAACGAAUUCAACAGUGUGCCUGCGGACACUUCCUCCUUUUUGUUUUUGUUAUUACUUCCUCUGUACAGCGGGUUCCCUCUGCGGCCGUCGGCCCGUACUACCCAACAAGUGUUCUCCGGCCCGCCCGUAGGCGCUGCCGUCAUGGGACCCAGCGAGGGUCCGCGGGCCCCCCGGGGCCGGGCCUGCGCCGGGGCGUGGAGGGCCGCCGUGGUGCUGCUGCUGCUGGGGUCGGCCGCGGCCCAGACCCCCGCCCCCAGCGCCCCCUGUGGGAACGGGACGGCCCCCCCGACCUUAAGGCAGCCUGGGUACCGGGACAGCGCGGGGGCGGACCCCGGAGCCGGCUUCAUGGCCCCCCUGGUGCAGUCCUUCCUGGACACGGUCCAGCCCUCGCCCUUCCCCAGGGAUUUGAUUCUGUCGUUGACUAAAGACUUCAAUAAACUCGUGUCUGAUCCUGAAACCAGGAAAGCAGCCUUACGCUAUGAGACGGGCUUCUUGGUGGGCGUGGCCAUCGGCGUCCUGUACAUCGUGCUGAUGCCCCUGGUGGGUAUCUUCCUGGUAUGCUGCCGUUGCUGUGGCAACUGUGGCGGGGAGAUGUACCAGAAGCAGACUUCCAGCAUCAACUGUUGGAGGAGAAGCCUCUACUGGAGUCUGUUCCUCACCACAGUCGUCUUACUUGCGGGGAACAUCUGCAUGUUCAAAAGCAACGAAGCCUUCAAGCUCAGUGUGGACCAAGGCCAGGGAGGGAUCAUCACGGCGAUAGACAACAUCCAGACCUUCAUCACCGAUGUGCCCCAGCAAAUCACCUAUGUUGUGAACGCAAGCUACAAGACUGUCAACGAGGUGACGGAGAACCUGGGAGACAUUGGCCCUCAGCUGGGUUCCCGUAUUCAACGCAGCUUCAGGAUCCCUCUGAAGCCGGCUCUGGACUCUGUCGGCCUGCUGGAGCGAGAUGCCUCUGAGACCGACGAUCUGCUGAAUAAACUGAACGGCUCCGUGAACCAGCUGCAGCGCAGCAUCGCUAUCGCCCAGGCCAACGUGACGGCUGUCAAAACCAAACUCAACGAUACCAUUUACGAUCCAGAUUGCAAAAACUGCAGCCGGCUUGAGCCAGAACUGCAGAAAUUAACAGUGGACACCACGCUAGAGAUUCCUAACCUGAGUGGAAUUCAGACGGCUGUAGAUGAGGUCAUCAAGGCACGACUUCAAUCUGUGGCAGAUGACUACUUAGACAACAUUCCCCAGAGGGUAACCAACGACACCAGGGCUGUUAUUAUGACCAUCAAGGAGCAGCUCCGCAGAAUGGAGGCCACGGUCUCCCAGGGGUUGGACGGCAUCCCGCUCUCUGCCCUGGAGGACCUGAAGGCCUCCCUGGAUGGGGCCAGGCUGGAGGUGAACCAGCUCAGCGGAGACAUCCAGAAGGGAAACCAUAUCACGUGGGCCGUCGGGGUGGUGAUCAGCGUUCUGGUUCUCCUGGUGGUUCUGUGUAACGCCCUGGGUCUGCUCCUGGGCCCGGCCGGGCUGCGUCCGGGGGCAGACCCCCGUGAGCGCUCCUGCACCGCCGCCAGCGGGGGCUCCUUCCUGCUGAUGGGAGCAGGGUUCAGCUUCCUGUACUCCUGGCUCUUCAUGCUGCUGGUGCUGCUGCUCUUCCUGCUGGGAGGAAACCUCUACACGCUGGUCUGUAAGCCCUGGAACAAUGGAGAGCUCCUGCAGUUCAUCGACGCAUCCGGCCUGGUUCCCUCGCUGCCCAACAACGCCACAUUCAGUGGAAUCUACAGUGAUUGUACGAAGAACAUGCCUAUAUGGUCCACCCUCAGCCUGUCCCAGAACAUAAACCUCGAGGCGGAGCUCAACAUGUCUAAAUAUACAGCGGAAAUCGUGGAGCAGUUUGAGAAUUCCCAAAUCACCCUAUCCAACAUCACCCUUCUGAGCCCAGAGGUCCGCAAGCAGCUCGGGGACUUCCCGGACAAACUCAAACAGAUCGACUUCGACUCAACCAGAGAGAAGCUAACCAACAUCACCGAAUUGAAUCUCAACACGUCUGCGGACAGCAUCGAUCGCUUUGCAGUAACUCAACCAAUCGCGAAGAUUAAAGCUGAGCUGAACGAGGCCGCCACUGAUCUGAGAGCAGUACAGAGGGACAUGGAAACCGUCGUCUUCCCACAAAUUGAAAACCUCAAGUUGCUCAUAAAUGAACUUCAAGUCCAAGCUGUGAAAACGAACGGAACGGUGGCGACGGUUUCCAUUGAAUUUGGAAAAGCACAAGACUUCCUGAACACAAACACAACGUCGAUUGUCAAGGCAGAGGGCCGAGCCUUCCUAAAAUGCCAGAUGCAGUUAUUUGAUGCCUAUGCAGCCUGGGCCAUCUUGACCAUCACAGAGCAGGUGGGCCAGUGCGGCCCGGUGUCCGGGGCCGUGGACGUGGCGGUGGUCAUCGUCUGCUCCAACGUGGUCGAGUCUCUGAAUGCAUUCUGGUUCAGCCUGGGCUGGUGCAUGAUCUUCUUCAUCCCCAGCAUCAUCCUGUCAAUCAAACUGUCCAAGUACUACCGGAAGAUGAAGCGAGCGGAUGAAUUUAACAAACACAUUGUGAUGAACCAGAUCCCCAGAGCUACCAUGCUGCAGUACUGAGGCCAGGAGGACCACGGCCACAAAGGAACCCAACACAUUUAGCGGUACAGCGGAAUUAGCUUUCAAACUGAAGCUGGGGAUCUUCGCAAACGGUGUUUGCUGCUGUCUGAGGUAUCUCUUUGUGUGUGCAGUAGGACACUUGUUAUGACCUUGACCUAGCUGUGAUGAGACGCAUAUUCUGUGUGUGUGUGUAUGUGUGUGUUUUUGAGUGUUUGUGUGUGUGUGCUUCGAGCCUAAAACAAGACUUUUGGUCUGCAAUCUGUAUCGUCAAGGUAAAAUAACUGAACGGGUGGCAGACAUCUCUGGGUCUGCAUGAACCAUAUUUUUUAGUACUUGUUACUUCAAAUUGUUUUUUUUUAAAUCAGGUCUGUUUUACUUUAUAUCGCAUUUGCUAUGGCUUUUAUAUUAUAUGUGUAUUCUAUCACAUAUAUUUUCUAUUUUUAUAUUGUGGAUAAUAAGUCCCUACACAUUUGUAUUAACCUUUAAAAAAAAACUAUAAUGAUAUGGUUUUACUUCUCAAGGGAAUUCUCUUUAAUUUAUUAGUUGCUCUCUUAUUAUUUUUACAUGCACAUAAUAUACUUAAUUUGGCUGGAAAGUAUGAUUAUUUUGCAAAGCCAUGACAAGACGCUGGAGAAUAGGAUUGAGGGUUUGACCAACACCAACUUCCUAUAAUUGUGCCAACCUGCAUUUGCAGCUUUAUUUUUGUCCUGGCCAUGCCAAUGAAGGAAGAACAAAACGAAUUGACUACAUCGAUGGCAAUUGAACAGAACCUGUUACUAUAUGAAUAAAUAAAUGAUUAAAUAUAUCUAGACAAUCACGGGUUGGUUUACGCUUCAGAUGUCUUCAAACUGUAAGUUGUAUGACAUGGCUGAUGGCAACAUUAGAGUUCAGUUUGUAUUGAUUGACCUGAUUUGGGGAUGACGAUUUUGUAAUCAUUUUUAUUAGAUUCAUCUUCUACUAUUGUAAUGAAAGCACUUUAUAUUGUAUUUGUAUCUGAUUUGAUUGAAUUUGAAAAAAUCUGAAUAUGUGAAAGCUGAUUAAAAUAUGCUACUGAUUCAUCUGUA